AUGUCCUUCUCUCAGUUUGGAUACCCGUAUAGCAGUGCUUCUCAGUUUUUAGUGCCAGCCAACCCCAGCACCACUUGUUGUGAAUCGGCGCCUCGCUCAGCCCCAGUCCCGGAUGGGUCCACCGGCUCGACACAGGCCUCCACCCUCUGCUGCCAACCUUACGAGAACCGACUCCUGAGCAGUGCGCGCCCGGAGCUCGGCACAGCCCUAGGAGUUUACGGCUCCCCUUACGCAGCCGCUGCUGCGGCUGCUGCCGCAGCUUCAUCCCAUGGCUACUCCAGCUACCUGCCCUACAGUCCAGAGCCUCAGGCUCUCUACAGCGCUCUGAACCCUCAAUAUGAACUCAAAGAGACAACAGGCAGCUUCCCUGCUGGACUGGCUCAGCCAGGAGCCUACUACCCCUAUGAACCAUCCCUGGGGCAGUAUCAGUAUGAGAGGUACAGCUCUGUGGACUUCAGUGGCUCAGCCAGGCGCAAGAAUGCCACCAGAGAGACUACUAGUACUCUGAAGGCCUGGUUGUAUGAGCAUCGAAAGAAUCCAUACCCCACCAAGGGUGAGAAGAUCAUGUUAGCUAUUAUCACCAAGAUGACCCUCACUCAGGUCUCUACCUGGUUUGCCAAUGCUCGGAGACGCCUCAAGAAGGAGAAUAAGAUGACCUGGUCUCCCAAGAACAAGGCAGGGGAAGAGAAAAAGGAGGAGAGGAGGGGAGAAGAAGACAGCUAUGGAACAAAUGAAGGCAAAGAUACAAAAGCCUGCAAAGAGACCAAGCAGUUACGGCUAAGUGAUCUGGAAGACUUAGAGGAAGAAGGUGAGGAAGAGGAGGAAGAAGACGAAAUGGAAGAGCAGGUCCGAGAGAACGCUGUGGACAAACUGGAUAGGCUAGGAAAGGAUGGGAAGCUAGAGUCAGCAACCAAUUUCGAAGUUUCACAGACUGAGCUUGAAAAAGAAGACUGUAACCUGAAGCAGCAGGGAACUCCACCUGAGUUCCCUUGCAAUAACCCUCCCUGCUCCCGGGGAUCGGAAUUUUUGGAAGCCUGGAUGGGACCAGCAGGCCAGAUUCACUGUGGGCCCAGUGAGAAGCCCCGGAUCUGGUCUCUGGCUCACACUGCUGGGGCCAGUAUCCUAGCGGGACAAUCUGAGGUCCAGGCAGGGCCUCAGAGUCCUCCCCACCUGCAGGCCCCCGGAAGACUUUCCUCUUUGGGCCAGGGCUGUGAAGCUUCAGCCUUAGCUGGCAUGAGAGUGCAGGCCAGCCGCUGCAUGGUGUUAGAGGAGCCACCCCAGGCAGCCAAGAUCUUUAGAAAUUCGACUUUCAACCUGCAGCAUUUGCAGCUGAACUGCGCCUCUUACCCGGGGCUGGGAGAACCCUGCCAAUAUGCAUCUGGAGCUGAAGCAGGUUAGCGCAAGAGUUGAGAUUUGACGAAGAACCUUGGGAACCGUUCGGUUUACCAAAGCGCGCCCCUAAGCAAGCCCAGAGACUAAGACACACCAAAGGCAGGUUUUCUCUGCCUCAGAAAGAGAUGGACAAACAUGCUGUGGCUAGCUUCUCCCAGUCCUUUCACUGAGAGCUGGGAGCAGCCUGCAAAUGCACAGCUUUCGGAAUAAAUGCACAGGCUGAAAGCGUUUGGAAGGAGAGCAAAGAAGGGACUAAGCGAGGUGGUCUCAAGCAUGGGACCGUUGGUUUCUCAAAGUAGGAAGGGGAAGCGUUCAUCUUUUCCUUCCGUCCUCCUUCCCCUUGUCCAUCACAGUUUAAAGCACCGAAACUCCGAAUCCCCAAAUGUUCUCAUUUCACCGACAGUGGUCAACUAGUCCACCCUCGCCAAGCCGAUCUUAAUAUUCUCCACUUGGAUCCUCAGAAACAAACACAAAAAGCCCAUUUGCUUUUUCUUUGGUAAAAUAUAUUUACAAACUCUUCAGUCUGGGGCUUGGGAAGCAGAAGAAGGGAAUGUUUCCAGCUAAGGAAACCUGAACGAGGGCUCACUUGAAGCAGACGGCUUUAAAACCUCCCCAAAGUCAGGCGGGAGGGUCUCCAAGUGCCCCUUCAGACCCUGAAAGGCGCGGACAGGAGUAACGGGAGAGGACCUUGUUGGAGUUCAAACUCAGCUUCGCCCAUCAUGGAGUCUGUCGCCUCUGCUAGCCCUGGCUGCCCCGGCCACUCCUCGUUCGCCCCCCUCCACCCCAGGAACUGAACCCCAACGAGACAAGCCCUCUGAGCGGCAGCCAAGGGCGAAGCAGGGCCGGCUUAGUGGGUCAGCGCCCUCCAGGAGCCAGGGACCCGGCUCUGCGAGAAGUAGGGGAGGGAAAUCUAAAGAGGGAGGCAGGAGCUCAGCAUUGUUUCUGUUUAAUGGUGUGGCAGCAAACAUUUUCUGUUCGUCCUAAUAAACGGAGAGGGGGCGAGGAAAGAAAGAAGCUUUGUCCCCUUUUCCAGAACCAUGAACACGCAGUUGCUUCAAUUAACAAUGAGGGUUAAUGAAAGCGUCGGCCCCAAGGACAUGCUUGACACCAACUCUCCUUUUGGUCCUCGGGUCACAGACAGCCCUUUGAGGCCAAUAGAUUAGCUGACAUUCUGUGAGUGAGCGAGAUCACUACAAAAAAAAUCGAGAACGGAACCUGGAGGGGAGCGCCCAGGCAAGUUUGGAAGUUUCUCAGUUGCUACGAGAGAGUGGGAGA
This is a messenger RNA of Dromiciops gliroides (monito del monte), 2667 nucleotides long. It is a transcript of the gene IRX6, whose product is annotated as iroquois homeobox 6. Bases 1 to 1398 code for a protein of 465 amino acids. Lineage: Eukaryota; Metazoa; Chordata; Mammalia; Microbiotheria; Microbiotheriidae. Gene Ontology annotation, biological process: regulation of transcription by RNA polymerase II; cell development; neuron differentiation. The transcript is spliced from 6 exons. The record is from RefSeq and is a predicted model, not a curated record. Gene Ontology annotation, cellular component: nucleus. Gene Ontology annotation, molecular function: DNA-binding transcription factor activity, RNA polymerase II-specific; RNA polymerase II cis-regulatory region sequence-specific DNA binding.